Messenger RNA from Nanorana parkeri, 953 nucleotides. RefSeq names its product KIAA0040 ortholog. NCBI's taxonomy places the organism in Eukaryota, Metazoa, Chordata, Amphibia, Anura, Dicroglossidae. The coding region runs from base 314 to 682 and encodes 122 amino acids. The transcript is spliced from 2 exons. The record is from RefSeq and is a predicted model, not a curated record.
AUGACUCAGAAGAACCUCCAGGUACCAGUAAAGAAGAGGAGGGGAUCCUGGGGAGGAGAUUUACAUAGGGAGAGGCUAGGGAGGGGAGGAAAGCAGACCUAUGAGAGGAGUGACAGCAACACGUAGAGAAAAAAAAAACACUCAGCUUCAUACUAGUUCUUUGACGUAACUUAGGAUGGAGCUACGGGGCAAGAAAAGUGAACUUUGUAAAUGAAGUUUAUGGAUCUAGCCUUCAGCAGUAAGGAUGAAGUCAAACAUUUUCGCAAAGCAGUUGGAUUAUUAGAUAUGACUGCAUACACAUGACCACGUUGCCAUGGAUUUCCAAAGUUUGAACUCUUCGAUCAGUACAAUUACACCAGACAUCCAGGAACCUGCAACUUCCAUUAUGGAACAUAUAAAUGCUUUCUUCCAGAGCAUCUAUAAAGAGAUACAAACUAAACAUGAACAUGGAAUCUACAACAGCAUCUGCCUGGGAGUGCUGCUUGCCUUGCCAUUGCUUGUUCUGUUCAUUUCUAGUAUUAUCUGCUGUCACUAUUGCUGUUGUCGGACCAGAAAAAGUAACACACUCAAACCUUCGCCAGUCAAGAAGAAAAGGAAGAAGAAUGAAGAGGAGGACUUAUGGAUCACCAGCCCUCAGUCCAAGUCCAUCCUGCUGGAGAAGGUUCCUUCUUUUAAUGUAUAGCUCUGGGACUAUAGACAUUAAACAUAUGGACAAAUUCUUCUUGAUAAGCUCAGGAUGACUGUUACAGCUUAGCAAUACAAUAUAAAUAAGUGUUAUGGCUUAUGAUGCAGCAACAAAUAGCUCUACUGUUCAUCCUUAGGUCAAUUCUGUGGCUACUGCUACUUAUAGCAUUCCACACAUAUCAAUGUGAACUGUGUCCGAAUCUUUCUCAAUUAAAUAAAGAGUAGACAUGCCAUUUUAUGAGCAUGAAGAAGCGGGUGUGCCUCAUAGA